This is a messenger RNA of Chenopodium quinoa (quinoa), 7090 nucleotides long. RefSeq lists its product as uncharacterized. Bases 6450 to 6998 code for a protein of 182 amino acids. The record is from RefSeq and is a predicted model, not a curated record. NCBI's taxonomy places the organism in Eukaryota, Viridiplantae, Streptophyta, Magnoliopsida, Caryophyllales, Amaranthaceae. The transcript is spliced from 13 exons.
GUACAACGGGUCUCUUACAUAUGGUAAAAAAAAUGCUAAUAUUCCUUUUUUUACAGAGUUCCAUACUUCAUUCCAUUAUUAUUGCCGCCUCAAAUUUUCAUUCCCUCUCAAAAUAAAUUUCUUAAACCCUUCCAAUUCAUCAAAGAAAACCCUCUUCAAAUUUUCAAUUUCACCACUAAUUUUCUACAGAUUGCCGAAAGUCCAUUCAUCUCUUUCAUUUUUCAUCAAAAUCCCAAAUGCACAUUGGAUUUCUGGGUUACUGCAUGCGGCCACUGAUAUUGCUAGUUGAGUAGCAGCGUGCUCAUCUUUGGGUUUUCUUCGAAAUCACAAAAAAAAAAGGAACGAAACAGCAGCUCCUCCACGGCUCCACCGCAAUCAAACUUAAAGGUUAGAAUUUUGGCUCAAUUGAUGCAUGUAUGCUUUGUUAGGGUUUUAUUUAUUGAUAAUUUUUUUGUUUCUGAAUUUUUUCAUUUAAUUCACUUUAGAAUUAUUGUUUUGUUUGCGGAAAUGAAAUAUUGAAAUAAUAAUUGGUUCUUGUUCAACAUUUGUUGGUGAAUCUGCUAUUAUAGAAAUGAGGCAGUAAGUGUAUUAAAAUUAGUUUAGUUAAUAAAAAUUUGUUCUUGUUCGACAUUUAACAUUAACCAGUAAGUCAGUUAAUGUUGGCAAUCGAAUAUGCCAUUAUUUUAGUAAUGUUGGGUUGCCUAUUAAAAUUUGUAAGUGUAUUCAGAUUUCUGCUGCUUGAAAUUUCAUAUCAAGUGUUGGUUCAUGGUUUAAGUUUCUUUGCUUUAUGAUGGUUUUAGUUUAUGUGCUUUAUGAUGUUUAAUGUUCUGGGUUUUUGUUUUGAGGUUUUAUUGUGAUGAAGAGAGAGAUAAUUUGUUGUUUGAAUUUCCCUUCAAAUUCUUCAUUAUUUUAGAUUGUAUGACAUCUUUAAUGUUGGUUGGGAUUUCAAAUUGUGUGUUUUUUUUUUUUUUUUUUUUUUAUUAAAAAUGCACUAUGGAAUCAUGCAUGUACACAAAUUGUCAAUUUUGUUGCUAAUUGGUUCCUGAGUUAUGUUUUUUGUCAAUUUAAUAAUUAGAAGAUGAGGGGAAAGGUGUAGGGAGAGGGGCAGGGGCAGGAUGGGAUUAAUAAUUUUAGUUGUUGUUGUGUAGAAAAUAUUAAAUGGAUCGAAGUUGGAUAACAACAACUAAGCCAGGUGACCCAAAAAUAUCAAGCAGGUGUAAGAGAAUUUGUUAAGUUUGCAGUUAAGAAUAGUGCAGGCCGCCAUAAGCUACCAUGCCCUUGUCACAUGUGCCAUAAUUUCUUGUAUAAGAGACCCGAAGAGAUACUUAAUCACUUGGAGAAAUGGGAAUUUGACAAAACAUAUACGUGUUGGAUUUGGCAUGGAGAAUGUAGAGAUGGAGCUUCGGUGAGUAACUUUUCAGAUAAUGCUUAUGAAGGUCAACAUACAAAUGAGGGAGAUAGAUUAGAGGAAGUGCUCCAUGUAGUACAGGAGAAUUUUGAUGAAGAUCCCACUAAAUUUGAGAGCUUAUUAAGUGACUCUGAAAAGCCUUUGUAUGAAAGUUGCACUAAAUACACAAGGUUGUCUGCCAUACUUAAGUUGUACAACUUGAAGGCGGGUCAUGGUUUAAGUGAUCAAAGCUUUAAUAUGAUCCUAGAAUUGGUAAAAGACAUGCUUCCAGAUGAUAAUGUCCUUCCAAGUUGUACAUAUGAGGCAAAAAAGACACUAAGUGUCAUGGGUUUACCUUAUUAGAGAAUUCAUGCUUGCCCUAACGAUUGCAUGUUGUAUCGAAACGAGAAUAAAUCAUUAGAGAGAUGCGCAAUUUUUAAUGCCUCGCGAUACAAAAAGAAUGAAGGACGAGUGCCUGCGAAGGUAUUAUGGUACUUUCCAAUACAUAGGUUUAAAAGGCUAUUUUCUAAUGCCGGAGAUGCUGAAAAGUUAACAUGGCAUGUCUAUGGUCGAGAGGAUGAUGGAAUGCUUAGACAUCCUGCUGAUUCCCCACAAUGGAGGUUUAUUGAUGGAGAAUUUCCAGAAUUUGCCAAAGAAAAGCGUAAUUUACGCCUUGCUUUGUCUACAGAUGGCUUCAAUCCAUUUAGAUCAUUGAGUAGCACUUAUAGUACAUGGCCAGUUGUUUUGAUUACCUACAAAUUACCUCCUACACUUUGCAUGAAAAGAAGGUAUAUGAUGUUAUCACUACUAAUUUCUGGUCCAAGGCAGCCUGGUAAUGAUAUUGAUGUGUAUCUGGCUCCACUAAUUGAUGAUUUGAAGAUAUUGUGGGAAACAGGUGUAGAGGUGUUCGAUGCACAUCGUAACGAGAAUUUCAAUUUGAAAGCAUUGUUGGUUUGUACUAUUCAAGAUUUUCCAGCAUAUGGUAAUCUAUCAGGAUACACAGUUUACGGGAAAACUGCUUGUCCCGUAUGCAUGGAAGGUUUUCCAGGAAGGUGGUUGAGUGUAUCUAAGAAGAAUGUUUUUGAUGGAAAUUGUAUAUUUUUUCCAUGUACUCAUCACUAUCGCAACUUGAAAAAGGCCUUCAAUGGACAUCAAGAGUUUAGGGUGCGCCCUAAGAUACUAUCUGGAGUAGAGGUGUUUGAAAAGAUCAAAGAUCUCAAGAUCACAUAUGGUAAGAAGCAUAAAAAACUUCUUGCUCAGCAAGGAUUCAAAAAGUGUUCAAUAUUGUGGAUCUUACCAUAUUGGAAAUUCCUUUUUGUGAGACAUACGCUUGAUGUGAUGCAUAUUGAGAAAAAUGUGUGUGAUAGUGUUAUUGGUACACUAUUGAACAUUAGUGGAAAGACCAAAGAUGGGGAGAAAGAUAGAGAUGACUUAAAGGAAAUGGGGAUUAGAGAUGAACUCCAUGUGGUUGAGAAUGAGAAUGGUCAAAAGUACUUGCCACCGGCUGCUUAUACCCUCUCUAGAAAAGAGAAAAUCGAGUUAUGUCAGAGCUUUGCCGGAGUGAAAGUGCUGGAAGGUUAUUCUUCUAACAUUCGCAACCUGGUAAACAUGGAAAGUUUGAAACUUAUGGGCCUUAAGUCUCAUGAUUGUCAUGUUUUGAUGCAAAAUUUGUUGCCCGUAGAUAUUCGUUCAAUAUUGCCUAAAAAUGCUCGAUAUGCCAUUAAUAGACUUUGUUUGUUUUUUAAUGCAAUCUAUAGUAAAGUCAUUGAUCCCGAACAUUUGAAUGCUUUGGAGGAAGAAUUGUUAUAAUUUUAUCUCAAUUAGAGAUGUACUUUCCUGCAUCUUUUUUUGAUAUCAUGGUUCAUUUGACGGUUCACUUGGUAAGAGAGAUAAGAUUUUGUGGUCCAAUAUAUUUGAGAGUUCAAUGGGCUUUUGAAAGGCAAAUGAGAACAUACCAAGGGUAUGUGAAGAAUGCUUAUCGACCUGAAGGUUGUAUUGCUGAGCAACUUUUCUAUGAAGAAGUACUACAAUAUGCUGGUGAUUUUAUGAUAAAUUCAAUGAGAAUAGGGAUUCCUACAUCCCGUCAUAGUGGACGAAUGGAUGGUGUGGGAACCUUAGGUCGUAAGCAACGUGAUAUAUCUUAUGACAAUUGGAACAAGGCACACUCAUACAUUCUGCAUAAUGAGGAUGAAGUUGCACCCUAUGUUGAAAGACAUAUGAGACACUUGAGAAAGUACAAUCCAAGAGCAAGCGAAAAGGCAUUAGAUGACAAACAUAGAAAAUCAUUCAUUUCUUGGUUCAAAGAUGAAGUAAUGAGGGAGCUCGAUGACUCUUCAAUAGUAAUCUCAGAUCGAGUCAAGAGUUUAGCAUAUGGACCUGACUUUAGUGUAACAUACUAUUCAGGAUAUGUUAUAAAUGGUUGCACUUUUUACACAAAGUUCCAAGAUGAGCACAACACUAUGCAAAACAGUGGGGUCACUUUAGAGGAUCAAGCUAUUCACUUUGCUAGUGCAAAAGAUAAGAAUCCCGUGGGUGGUACUAUGAGAUACUAUGGAGUCAUUGAAGAGAUUUGUGAGUUGCAUUACACCAUGUUUUCGAUUCCUCUUUUCAAAUGCCAAUGGGUUGACAGCAACAACGGUGUUGAAGAAAGUAACUUGGGACUUAUUUUGGCCAAUCUUAACAAGGUUGGUCACAAAGAGGAUCCUUUUAUUUUAUCUACCCAAGCAAAACAAAUUUUUUAUAUGACUGACCCCUUAGAUAAGCGAAGGUUAGCUGUCAUAACACCAAGGCCUCGACACUCCAUCGAUGAUUUUACUUUCGAUUGUGUGUUGGAGACUCCUUCUUGGACAAGAAAAGUAGUGGACGAUAAUGUUGAUGACUCAGCUCUUCAAUAUAUGUGAGAGAUGAUCAUAAUGAGGUUACAUGGGUUGAAGAUACAAAGAAGCGAAAAAAUGUCAAGCGAAAGCGAUCUCGUAACAAAUGUAAUUUUUUAUUUUUUUUUUAUAAAGUACUAACUUUUUUUUUUAUUAUUGGUUUUUCCUUAGGAUGUCCUACUUAAAAUUUUUGUUUCAUUAUUACAAUGAUUUUUGCAUUUAACUAACCUAUUAAAUUUAUUUUUCUAAUUUUUUUAUAGGUUGAUGGCUAGAAAGAGAAAACGUAAACGCCCAUCCAAUGAAGGUGACACACUACAUCCUGAGGAUUCUGAGAAAAUAAGGCGUGAGGAUGAGAGGGGUCGUACUGUACUUGCUAUGGUGGGGAAGGUGAUCCAAGCAGGCACCAAGAUUCGUUUACAAUGGCAUCCUAUUAAAGAAUUCCAGUAGGAGAGCACAAAUCUCAUUUCUCCACCUACAUUGGUGUUGUUGCCCGUGAAAGAGUAACGAUUACUUAUAAGGAGUGGUCUGACCUUCCAAAUGGAGUCUUAGACGAAGUCUACAAUGCUAUCACAAAGGGAUUUUAUGUCAUCGAGAAUCGCAGAAAUUGGAUACUGACACAAGCUUCUAAGCGAUGGAAAGCUUUCAAGACUAGGCUAAGACUUGAUGGAUGUAUCUAGAAGAUGGAGCUGUCAGACAACAACCCCCAUGGAAAUAUCCAUUCAUAAAAGAUACAGAUUGGGAGAUCUUCUUCAAAUAUUGUACUUCAAAGGAGUUUCAGGAAUUGAGUGAAAAAAUUCGUGUGAGGGCAAAGAAGAAGACCUCAAAGUAUCGAGGAGGCCGACUUGGGUAUCAAUAUUUUGAAGAACAAAUAAAAAAGAACUUGAAAAACAGGGUGUCACAAGUGCCUCGACAAUUGACUUGGAUCAAAGCUCAAUCUGAGGUCAAAGAUGGAAUCAUUUUUUUGAUAAUCCAGUCGAUAGGGAAAUCCAUUAAGCUAUAAUUGCAGUGGAGGCUCAAGCUCAAAGAGGAGAAUUCGUGUGCAAUGGUCGGGAUGACUUAUUAGCAAGAGCAUUGAAUAAGAGUGAGCAUGGUGGUUCAGUGACGGGAGUUGGAUCAGGUAUCACAAAUAAGGAAUAUUUUGGGUUUAACAAACCAACUGCACCAAGCCAAUUGUAUGCAAAAAUCGGAAUGAUGCAAUUAGAGAUGGGAACUAUGAAAAAUAAUCAGAAUUUAUUAUUGUCUUUCAUCAUUUCAUGCUUAAAUCAAGAGCAAUUGAAAUCGUUCAUGGCCAUCUUUGGUCAAUCAAAUGCUGGUCAAUUUGGCAGUUUGGGUGGGCUGGUUGGCCAAUUUGGCAAUGGUGGUAGUCAGCCUGGUGGUCAGUCUAGUUCUGGUGGUCAGUCUGGUCAUGGUCAACAGGUUGGUUCUUCUGGUCAGACUAGUUUUGGUGGUCAGAGUGGUUUUGGUUUUGGUGGUCAAGCUGAAUUCGGUGGUUUGGUGGUCUUGAUGGUAAUAGGUUAGGUUUUACCCAAUUAAAUAAUUUUGUUAACCAUGGAAUGCUUAACAUUCCACUUACACAGCUGCUAACUAGAGGGGUUGAGAAACAACAAAGUGAAGGUCAUCAAUUGUUGGAGUCUCAAUUUCAGGAUGCUGCUAAUGUUUCACGUGGUCAUGAGGCUAACAUAAGUCCUCCCGUGCAACAGGAUCAUCUUCAAAGCUCUGAGGCUGAGAUGUACCAUGUUUCUUGGCCUCAAACAGAGCAAAUUAAUCAACCUGAACAUGUACUUCUGAACAAUCAUGAUGGUAACUCAACUAAUCUUGGCCUCAAACAUAUCAAUAUCACUUUUCCUGAGGGCUAGAGUGAUUUUCAACUGGCCAUUGAGGACGGCGAUAAAGGACAUGUAAUUGUUGCUAAAGGGAAAGUCUAUCAAGAUAAGGCAGGAGAAGUUAUCAGAAAUCAUGUUCGAUCGCUACCCCCUAGUCACCGCCGAGUCUCUAUUGUAGAAGAUAUUGUGCUGAAUGCUCCCUUGCCAUGUCCAAAUGAAUAAUUAAUCUUUGUUUGCCAAGCUAAGAAGAGUUACACUUCUUGGCCAAUUCACUUGAUUCUUCCCGUUAAGGCUGAUGUGCACCUGGAUAAAGACGUGACUACUCCAUCCCCAAGAUCGGCAUCAUCCCAAACAUCAACCACUGACAUGCAUCUUUUCGAAGCUGAAGAUUGUGAAAAAGUGACUACUAAUUGGUUACAGUCGUUAAAAACUCAUGCUUUGGGAAUGAAAAAGAAAAGAGAUCGGAGCUGCUCACUUGAAUAUUUUCAUGAAGGAAAGGUACUUGAAAGAGCAAUGUCAAGAAGAAGGAAUUUCGGUCGGAAUUGGAUGUUAGCUGUGAUUAGCCCUUGGAAUGGGAUAGUCUAUUGGUUGGACCCAGGUGGAGCAGACACCAUACCUGAGUUUGCUAAAACAGUCAUCAAUGAGGGAAUCAAACAAUUUAGCGCUUUCCAUCGCAAGGAUAUCAAGAAAAUAAAAAAGGAUGCAUAUAUUGGGUGGAAGCAACCAAAGUGUCCUAGCCAUCCUAAACACAGGAAGGACUAUGGAUACUUUUUGUGCCGGUACAUGCUCGAGAUUUUAGAAAAAAGGGUGUUAUGGAUUACUGACAAGGUCUUUACUCAAGAAGCUUAUUCAUUGGAAGAAAUUGAUGAGAUACGAGAUAUUUGGGUUGAAUAUUUGCUUAAGCAACUAAACUAAUUAAGCUGAUAAAGAAGUCAAAGAUAGUAUGGUUGAUGUUUAGUGCCAUGGUUUUUUUUUUUUUUUAGUGCCAUGGUUGAUGUUUAGUGCCA